UCGCUAUCAGUACCCAGAUGUCGUCAUUCUAUGCUAACCUUUAGCUUCUUGAAGCUAUCUUCAGUCAAAACAAGUACUCAGAGCUCAGCAUUGUAAGAAGGCAAAUAGAGUCAGUAGUAUAUUUCGGUCUUUCUUAAGCUUGUUGGUCUUUAAAGCCCUGUAAAGGUCUGCUGUAACUCGGUACCUGUUCGAAUUCGAGUGAUAUCAACACUGACAGGAGCAACACAUGUCACUGUCACCAGUGCUGCUGUUGUUAUCGGUAAACUGUUGACAGCCAUCAGGGAAUCUUUUUAAGAAUUACCAUGGAGUUCCAGGCAGUGUUGAUGGCGGCCGGUGGGGGGUCUCGUAUGACCGACCUGACCUACAACACACCCAAACCUUUGCUCCCUGUUGGGAACAGGCCUCUAAUCUGGUACCCCCUGAACCUGCUUGAAAGGGUUGGCUUUGAAGAGGCGAUUGUGAUUACCACCAAAGAAGUCCAGAAGAUGAUGAGUUUGGACCCCAAAAUAAAGAUGGAUGUGAAGAUGAAACUAGACGUGGUUUGCAUCCAGGAGGAUUCAGACAUGGGCACUGCUGACGCUCUCAGACACAUCCAGCAGAAGAUCAAGACGGAUGUCUUGGUAGUAAGUUGUGACCUGAUCACAGACGUGGCGCUUCAUGAGGUGGUCGAUCUCUUCAGAGCGCAUGACGCAUCUCUGGCCAUGCUCAUGAGCAAAGCACAUGAAUACACAGAGACGAUCCCUGGCCAGAAAGGCAAGAAAAAGACAGCUGAGCAGAGAGACUUUGUGGGUGUCGACCAUUCAGAAAAGAGGCUGCUGUUCAUGGCCAAUGAGGCUGAUUUGGAUGAAGGCCUGAUGAUCAGGAAGUCCACCAUGAGGAAACACCCCAGGAUGCACAUCAAAACAGGACUGGUGGACGCUCACCUAUACUGCCUGAAAAAAACAGUAGUGGACUUCCUUUCCAAUAACAAAUUUAUCUCAUCAAUCCGCGGUGAAUUGGUUCCAUAUUUGGUGCGAAAGCAGUUCUCCAAAGCAAUGAACAGUCAGAAAAGCAAAGAGGAGUCGGAUGAUCAGAGCGCAACCAUCAAAGCGCCGAGCGAAGAGUUGGGCAUCUUGUCCCGGGACGAUCCUCUGCGGCAGCUGGCUCAAGAGCGCUCCUGCUGGAACGACCACCACGGGGACAUGGGCGAAGCUUACCACGGAGGGAAGCUGCGCUGCUACGUUCACAUUCUAGAGCAGGGUCUGUGCUUCCGGGUCAACACCUUAGCUGCGUACAUAGAAGCCAACAGACUGGCUCCGAAGUUGUUCGACGAACCAGCCGUCCACCCGUCGGCGGUCAUCUCUGAGAAGUGUCAGAUGGGGUCAGAUAGCAUCAUUGGGCCGCUGAGCCAGGUGGCCGACAAGACGUCAAUAAAAAGGACCACGAUUGGAAGCUCCACCACCGUGAGGGAGAAGGUGAAGGUCGCCAACUCCAUUAUCAUGCACGGCGUGACCAUCGAAGAGGGGUGCAACAUCAUCGGCUGCGUGAUCUGCAGCAACGCUGUGAUUGGCCGUGGAGCAGACCUCAAAUACUGUCUGGUGGGGAACGGCCAACAGAUCGAACCUGAAGCCAAAAGGACGAAUGAGGUCAUUGUUGGAAUGGACCAGCUGAUGGAGAUCUAGCUCCCACCGGGAGUAGAAUUAUCAUCACCCCAUUACCCCAUUAAAGAGCAGCAACACACUGAAGUGACCGAGUCUGCACGCUGCACAACAACGUGGAGUUCUUGACGUUUUUUUUAAAGAUAUG
Synchiropus splendidus (mandarinfish) is the source of this 1785-nucleotide messenger RNA. RefSeq names its product eukaryotic translation initiation factor 2B, subunit 3 gamma (gene eif2b3). The record is from RefSeq and is a predicted model, not a curated record. Gene Ontology annotation, cellular component: guanyl-nucleotide exchange factor complex; eukaryotic translation initiation factor 2B complex. Bases 303 to 1661 code for a protein of 452 amino acids. Gene Ontology annotation, molecular function: translation initiation factor activity; guanyl-nucleotide exchange factor activity. NCBI's taxonomy places the organism in Eukaryota, Metazoa, Chordata, Actinopteri, Syngnathiformes, Callionymidae. The transcript is spliced from 12 exons. Gene Ontology annotation, biological process: cytoplasmic translational initiation; biosynthetic process.